Molecule: messenger RNA, 2063 nt
Organism: Saccostrea cuccullata (small rock oyster)
Lineage: Eukaryota; Metazoa; Mollusca; Bivalvia; Ostreida; Ostreidae
Product: cubilin-like
Exons: 9
Coding region: 243-1853 (536 amino acids)
Cellular component (GO): plasma membrane
Source: RefSeq, a predicted model, not a curated record
AUCGAUUUCUAUGAUCAGUGAAUAGAAGAGGAUAUAUAGAUCCCAUUGUGUAAGCUGUUUAAAAAAUAUCUCAAGGAAUGAAAAAGAUUGCAGUUUGAAUCCAUACGUAAAUCCUCGCCAAACAACGAAAGAGCUCGAUGGAACAAAGAAGAAGGCUACUUUUAUUGAAAACGGCUGUAUGUUUGGCCCAUGAUGUGAAAUCAGAUGAUAAAAGCAACAAGAAAUUGGUGUGAAAUGGAAAGAUGAUAUUUGGUUUAUUGCUUCAGACUGUGCUUGUUGCGUCUACAGGGUCAUUAGACCGACCUAUGGGAGAUCAUCAUCAAGUGAAAAAUAGCUCAGAUUGCCACCAUACCUUUAGUUAUAAAACAUCAAGUACAGGAAUGUUCGCCUCCCCAAGCUUCCCUCGGGAGUACCCGGACAGCAUGGUGUGCAGUUACUUCUUCCACGCCUCACCCAGCGGAAAAGUACAGAUCACCUUUGACUACUUCAGCUUAGAGAAACCGUCAGACAAUGGUUGCACAUUUGAUUACUUGGAAAUAUACUAUGUGAACCAAAACGGCUUUAAGGACCUCAUCGACAGGCAUUGUGGCACGAAUACGCCGAAAGACUUUAUAUCUCAGCAUUCGAAAAUGGAAAUUUUGUUCGUUUCCGAUUUUACGAAACACUCGAAUGGAUUUCUCGCCCACUAUACUUUCCUUGGGGACAAAUUUUCCAUCGCAGACUGGCAUCAUUUUGGCCCCUCCACGAUCGGGUGUGGACCAGAGUUUCUAAUGGGGUCAGGAGGGGUUAUCUCCUCCCCUGGAUAUCCUGAGUUUGCCCUUCCCAGAUCCAGCUGCACCUGGAUCAUCGUUGUCAAGGAAACAGAGAAAAUUUUGUUGACCCUCGUUGACCUUUCCAGUAGUAGUCAACAAACCGGAAAUCACUGUAAUGGUACAAAGUUGGCGAUUUAUAACGGCUUUGCCGUUCCCGGGAUGUUAUCAGAGAGGGCUUACUGUGGUCCACUGUCCAGUGUCCACCACAGAAAGCGAGAGUACUGGUCCUCAGCCAGCAGAGUAGUCAUAAGAUUUGAAACAGACGUUUAUGGUCUUACCUUAGCAUUUCGACUUACUUGGACGGCGGUGGAAUUGGUAGAAAACGAUAAUUGUCCCAGAUUCCUUUGUCAGGGUGAAUCGUGCGACGAAGAAUCAUCCGAUUGUAAAUACACAAAAUUAAAAAUCUGUAUUGACAAGUCCUUAGAAUGUAAUGAGAUGCCAAACUGUGGUUAUUCAGACAACAGUGAUGAAGAAAAUUGUUUUAAUAAAAUACUAAUGAUAGUGGUUUACGCGGCAGUGCCGUCUGUGAUAUUAAUAUUAGCUAUAAUACUGAUCGUCUACUGUUGUCGGCGUCACAAGCAAAAACAACUUCACAUAGUGAAAUCAACAGAAAAUAACUCAUCCCAACAAACCCAUUGGGUUUCUCCGCAUAUCAGAAGCCUGGAAAACAGUCCAGUGACAAACCGAUCUCCUCUCAUCCAUACAACAUCGUUCGUGCCAUCCAAACAUUCCUCUAACCCAGCUUCUCCAAAACGAGACACAAAGCGUGUUACCAUUAUAGACACAUUUGAUAUGAAAGAGUUGAGACACUCGCCGGAACAGCACAAUGUAAACGGUGGAGCACAGUUUAACGAAAGUAACAUGAAACACAUAGUGACACCUUGCGGUGAAAAUAAUGCUAAUGAAGUAGUAACUCGUGUUCAUGUUCCUGUAGAAGGCAUUUUAAAGACAUCUCCACAAAAUUUUAGAACUCAUCAAAAAAGACCUUCAUAUCAUCUGAUGCAAGAAUUCAAUAUGGAAGGAACGGAUAUAUAUCAAUGAAAAUAUGAUAUUUAUAACUCUUAGCAUCUUGUUUUAUAUUUUAUUAACAUUUUUGACUUUUCAAAACGUGAUGAAGAGAUUGUACUUUUAUUCCGAUAAAAAAGAUAUUUUUAUUCAUUUAGUUUGGAGUCUGUAGUACAUGUAGUAUAUCCUAAAUAGUUUUAUAGAAACCAAAAGGAUUUUUACCACAUCAUAUAAGGAGUUAUUGCA